Messenger RNA from Cryptomeria japonica (Japanese cedar), 3412 nucleotides. Its product is annotated as pentatricopeptide repeat-containing protein At3g29290. NCBI's taxonomy places the organism in Eukaryota, Viridiplantae, Streptophyta, Pinopsida, Cupressales, Cupressaceae. The transcript has 2 exons. The coding region runs from base 569 to 2518 and encodes 649 amino acids. The record is from RefSeq and is a predicted model, not a curated record. Gene Ontology annotation, molecular function: protein binding.
ACCAUUUUUUAUUAUUUAUAUAUUUUCCCGAACGUGUAUGAAAGAAUAUGUCAAACAAUGGAUAAAAAUGAGAAUUAUAUUGGGCCACAGAAAUUCUUUCUUUACAUUUCCUUCGUUUUGCAGAAUAUUUGGUCAGGAGUCUUUCACAUUGGAUAUUUGUAGUUCGUCCAAAAAUGGCAGCCAUGCAAUCUUUUCGUGUAAGUCUGUCUUUUCUGAUAUGGUUUUUGGAUCGUCGCGAAAAUGGUAUAUAAAUUAUUAUAUUUGCCAGGCUUCGGUAAGAAAGAAGUUUAACCUGUGAUAGAAACAAGCAUAUUGUAUAGAGUAAUAUUAACCCUGCCAUGGUCGACAUUCACACCGAAUAAUGUAAAACUUUGUUUUGAAUAUCGGGAGCAUUUUUUAAGGAGUAAAGAAUAAUUUUGACGGGGCAGAAAACACACCUCAAUUGAUUCUUCAUUGCUGGUUUUGUGAAUUAUUACUAUUGUGGAUGGGUUAAAUUUGUUCUCUAUGAUUAGUCUUACUAUUACAGAAUGAUGUAAAACUUCAACGAGAAUCCAUAAGCUUGGUGUUAAUGGCAUUAAUUUUGACGCCAUUUUCUUCAGUCAACUUCAGAGCACAGUAUUCUGUUACGAGAGGAGGAUUUGUCCAACAAGAAAACUGUAAACUAGUCGAAAUUUUCUGUCAAAAUUUUCAUUGCUAUCCCAUAAAAGAAUGUUACAAGGGCACUCAAAUUGUGAAGAAUGCUGGAUUGAAUGCAGGGGUUUCGCAAUUUACAUUUAAAGAUGAGGUGGCUGACUUGGCAGAAGGGAAUGUGAAAGAUGAUGGCGGUGUUUUGGAUCCUGGAGAUUCUGUAGUAAACAAGAAUAGACGGUUUACAUUGCAAGGAUUUGGAGUGAGUCGCCAGGGGAUUAUCAUUUCAUCAGGAGGACCUAAACAAACUGAAAAUAGCCAUGUUUCAGGGGCAGAGGACCUGGUAGGUUUGGAUGGAGAUAAAAAACCGCUCGGUUGUCUUGUUUGUCAAAAUGAAAGUGCAAUACAAAUGAGGAGUAGAACUGUAUCUCAUAAUAUUUGUGAAUCUUCAAAAAAAGCACACUAUUUACUGCCUCCAAAACUGAAGGCUUGUGUCAAUAAUGAACAUGAAGAAAAUCCGAGUUCUUUAGCAAAUCAAAAAGAUGAAGCAAGAUUGUCAAGAAUGAUUGUCGUACAUAGUAGAUCAAACAAGGUUGCCAGCGCUUUGAAAGUGUACAAAAGGAUGGGGGAAUCAAGUCUUCAUCCAGAUUUGCAUGCUUACAAUUCGCUCAUUGCUGCUUUACUGAGAAAGGGCUCCAUUGAGAUUGCCUUGAGGAUUUUUGAGAGCAUGAAGAAGAUGAUUAAGCCUUCAGAAUGUACAUAUAGUUUGCUUAUGAAAGCAGUCGCAAAUUCUAAGAGUUGUGAACAUGCUCUUCACCUGUUGCAGGAAAUGGAAUCAUGGGAUGAUUUAACUGCAGAUAUAAUUGUAUACAACACACUGAUAUCGGCCUGUGGUAAAGCACGCAAAUGGAAUGAAGUUAAUAAACUUUGGAGAAAAUUGAAGCAAGGAGGAUGUAAAGAAACAAUGGUGACCUAUCGUCUUCUGGUCAGUACAUUUGUACAGUGUGACCAGGUAGAACUUGCAUUGGAGGCAUACCAAAAUAUGGUUCAGAAUGGAUGGCAGGCCAACGGUGAUAUUUUAAAGGGCCUUACAUGCGUCUGUGCAAAAGAAGGGAAGUGGACAUUAGCAUUGGACUUUUUCCAGAAAAUUGUGGAUUUAGGUCUGAAACCAAAUAUAAUCACAUAUAAUACUCUGAUAAAUUGUCUUGGUAAGGCAGGAGAGGUGGAUCUUGCUUUUAAAAUUUAUGAGCAUAUGCAAGCUGUAGGCCAUAGUGCUGAUGUUUAUACUGCACAGGCUUUGCUUAAUGGCCUGAACAAGACAGGGCAGUUUGCAAGAUCUCUAAGUUUUUUUGAGCACAUGAAAACAUCUAACAACUUUGAAAUGGAUGCUUGGAUUUACAAUGUGGCAUUGGUGUCUUGCCACCGUCUUGGGCUUUGGGAAAAAUCUUUGCAGUAUAUUUGGGAAAUGGAAAAGAGUGGCAUCAAGCCUGGAUCUUCGUCAUAUAAUCUUCUUAUAGCCACAUGUGAGAUUGCUGGGCGCCCAAAAGUUGCACUGCAAGUUUUUGAACACAUGCUUUGUGUUGACUGUUCUCCAAAUACAUUUACUUAUUUGCCAUUGAUUAGAGCUUGUGGAAAUGGACUUCAUUUGCGUGAAUUGGAGCAGGUCCUCAAUAGAUUAUCACAGACAGGUGUAACAGCAAGUGCUUCUAUAUACAACACUUUAAUUCAGACUCUAUGUUCUUGUGGUGAAAUUAAAUUGGCACAAAAAUUCUGUGCGGAGAUGAUUAGUAAAGGAUAUCAUCCUGAUGGUAAGACUUGCCAUCUAAUGUGGGAGUACCUUCCAAAGCAGUUUAUUCAAAAUCAAAGUAAAAAAGGAGACUCUAUCAGUUGAAGUUGGAGAUAUAGUCAUCAGUUACGGCUGCCACAUAAGUCAACCAAAGUUGACUUUUUAGACUUCACCUUGCAAUUUGAGUAUAAUCAAUUGGUGCUGUCGUUCAUCUCAUGUUCAACAGUUCUCUCUUUGCUAGAUAUGGUGUGUUAAUGCCACACUUCCAAGAUAGUUGAAUAGCAAGACUGAUUCAAGGUUAGCAUUUAGAAAACAGGAUAUACCAGUCAUGGAGGAGCUACGCACUUCGAAGGUUUUGACUCUGAUUUAAACUCUCAUCCAUUCUUGAAAGGUCUAUGAACUAGCCUUAGUUUGAGGUGGGUAAAAAAUAUUUUGAAGGUAGUAGAUGUUCUGAUUGAUUUUCUGUCCUCUACGGUAAAGUUAGCUCUUUAAAGCAAGGUAUAUAUAGUCUUUGUCUGCUUAACAAUUUGCAGCUCCAAUGUUGAAUAUGCUAAGCUCAAGUCUGCAGGUUUUACAUCAAAUCAAUUUUCAUGGCAUCAAGGAAAUUGACUGCAUUAGAUUUCUGAUGAGAUGAUGAUGACAAAGUCUAGGAAUCUGCUUACAGUAAACAUCCAUUGCUAUGCAUAGGUCCAGUGGCUUGAUAGACAACCCAUUUUGAAUCCGUUGUGCCAAAGCAAAUUCUUGCUAUUAAAAAUGCUUCUGCAAAACCUGUGAAAGUAUUUUUGCAUUGAUGUUUUGGAUAUUCUAUGUGCUAGAUCGAUCAGUGUAAUCUGUAACAUUGAUUUAUAAGCACUUUAUCUCAGGCUUUUCUACAGGUAUCUUUCAAUUAACAUAUUGUGGAAGCUUAUAAACUCUAGAGUUAUGUUUGUCGUUGUUACCCAGAUUUAUAAAAAUAAAAUAAAAUAAUGCAAAGCAUCUAUCACGAUGCAGAGUGAUCAA